UUUCAAGUUUAAAAUUCACCGGAAAUAAAAAUGAAUACUCUCACUCUUCUGGCACUCCUCUUCUCCGUCGUAAUUCCAGCACCGCUCUACCUCUCCUCUUCCGUCUCACCAGUCGAACCUUACCGUUAUCGUUAUCUCAAACCACUUCGCCGUCAAUGCUCACCUCAAGAGUACAUCGAGCUGGCUCACCCUCUCCCACCUUCUGAUUACGUGACACCCUCGUGCACUCGUACUAUAGUCAACCACUUCUUCGCUGACACCAUCAACAAACCUCCCUUCACCGUACCUUACUCUCCACCGUCCGGUUGUCCCCAACCCUGGUCCCACAUCAUCCUCGAGUUUCAUGCCAAAAUCAAAGGCGAACAGUAUGAUCGCAUUGCCGGCCUGUGGCUUGGCGGCGUUGAGCUUCUGCGUACAAGCACAGCCGAGCCAACCGAGUGUGGUAUUUUCUGGAAGGUCCGUAAAGACAUUACGAGGUACUCUUGUCUCCUUACACAAUCGAAUAUCAACGUUACAAUGAUGUUAGAAAAUAUCGUCAACGAUGUGUUUACCGGCGUUUACCAUGUUAAGGUCAAUCUCUUAUUUUUUAAAGAUAAAGAUGUUACUGGUAGGGUUCCGUCUAUUCUUUCCCAAAACAAUUUCAAUUCACAAGUUGGGUUUGAAUCUGAUAAAUACUAUUAUCCACCGGCUGAUUUGAUCUUGCCGAUAUCAAAUAAUGAUGGUGAAAAAGAAGGAUUUUGGUUUCGAGUUGAAAGUGAAUCAGAUAUAAAUUUCAAGAAAAUUAAUUUCCCACGCAAUGCUUAUAGAGUCAUCCUGGAGUUGUAUGUUUCUUUUCAUGGAAAUGACGAGUUUUGGUACUUGAAUCCACCGAAUUCUUACAUAGAAAAGAAUAAUUUAAGUACUAGUCGUGGUAAUGGAUUUUAUAGAGAGGUUUUGGUGACAAUUGAUGGGAAAUUAGUUGCAUCAGAAAUUCCAUUUCCGGUUAUAUUUACCGGCGGUAUUAAUCCUCUGUUCUGGGAGCCUGUUGUUGCAAUUGGGGCUUUUAAUUUGCCAUCUUACGAUCUCGAUUUGACUCCAUUUUUGGGUGUGGUUUUGGAUGGGAAAGAACAUAAGAUUGGUAUUAAAGUUAAAGACGCUAUUUCAUAUUGGCUUGUAAAUGCGAAUUUGCAUGUCUGGUUAGAUAGCGAGUUGUCUGAAGUUAUUGCAAAAUCAUGUGAGUAUCGCUAUCCAAAUCUUACUCGUCGUGCUAAUGAAGCUUUCAGAUUCCUUGAUGGGCGAUUAUAUGUCAAAGGGAGGAGGAGGACUGCGUAUGAAGGGUGGGUUAAGUCAAGUCUAGGUAAUUUGACUACCAGAGUUAUGAGGCAGUUCAGAUUCAGGGGCUUCUUAAGGUUUGACAAGAAUGGUACUCAUAAGUUGGUUCAACAAAGGCUUAAGGUUAAGAGACAAGUGGAGGUGACAAACGAGAGAGGUUUUUUGGUUACUUAUGUGAUAAUUAAUAGGAGGUAUCCUCUUAAUGUGAAAACUAUUACUUCACCUGGAUCAGAGAAGGAUCAGUAUGUGCUUGAAACAGAUGUGAGCCAUUUCUUUAGGGAGCAAUGUUUAAUUGGUAAGACUCGAAGUACUGUUUAUAAUACUCAGAUUUCUUGGGGAUGGAUGGAGGUUAAGGAUCAUUCUGUGCUCUCUGGUGAAGCAAAUACUGAGCAAAGUUAUAACUACAGAGAUGAAUUUGGUUGUUACUCUCGCAGUGUUGCAGUUAGCAAUGGCAGUCUCAUAAGUGACAAACCAACUCCUUGUAUAUCCACCUUCUAGUUUUAAUCAAUGACUUAGCCACUACAAAUCUAAGACUCGUUUUUGAAUUACAUCUAUAUAUGCUGGUAAAAGUUCCGGAGAGUAGAACAUGGACAAGCGGUACUGCUGAAGCUAGAAGCAGAGGUUUAGAGUGUCCUACGGCACAAUUGGACUACCAUGAUCAAUAUGGCUUGACAACCCAUUCUUGCAGCAGCUAUGAAAGGGCCAAAGUAUGCAGUAUGGAUGCUGAUAGUAUUUGGGGAGUAUUACAGGGGCUCUACACCAUUUGGCCGAGAAGGUUAGGAGACUGGAGGUUUUAUUUGACAAUGGAACCAAUUUCUGUGCUUAAGGAAGAAGUGUUCUACUUCUACACCUCUUUACAUAGCACACAACCUAUGAGCUGUACUGGUAUGUUGUUGCUGAUAAUUUUCAGGAAGGUUCCUCCUCUAUACCUUCCUUAUUUUUCGUAUGUGUUAAGAAAACCAUGAGAAUGACUGAGUACUGGAUACGGUCUGAUCCUAUUUAAUGUGAAUACCUUGCUGCCUUAUUUUACUCUUUCUGACAUUAAUUGUAAGUCUGGAAGUGAAUUGCUUUAAUUUGAACUUUAGUUGAGAGUACAUGAAUAUGUUCACAUCUGUAUUUUAUAGAAAACACUUCAUCGAAACUUUUUUGUGGGAAACAUCUGAUAAUUGUAAGUUUCUUUUUUUGUUUU
Messenger RNA from Mangifera indica (mango), 2500 nucleotides. Its product is annotated as peptide-N4-(N-acetyl-beta-glucosaminyl)asparagine amidase A. Gene Ontology annotation, cellular component: vacuole. NCBI's taxonomy places the organism in Eukaryota, Viridiplantae, Streptophyta, Magnoliopsida, Sapindales, Anacardiaceae. The coding region runs from base 31 to 1809 and encodes 592 amino acids. The record is from RefSeq and is a predicted model, not a curated record. The transcript has 2 exons.